UAUAUUUUAAAGGCAGUUCUGGCUCAGACUGUGACAGCGAACCAGGGAUCCCUUUAAAGAGGAAACAACGAAGAAGCAGAACAACCUUCACCGCCCAUCAGUUAGACGAGUUAGAACGAGCUUUCGAAAGAACCCAGUAUCCAGACAUUUACACCAGAGAGGAAUUGGCUCAAAGAACCAAAUUAACCGAGGCUAGAAUUCAAGUGUGGUUCAGCAAUCGAAGAGCCAGACUGAGGAAACAAUUGUCCUCGAGCACAUCCAGUGGCUACGUUAGUUCCUACCCUGCUGCGUCUUACGUUCUUCAUCCCCCAGCUGCGCCUCAUCCACACGCUGCAACUGGUGUUCCACCGAGUCAUUCGCAUCCUCAUCCCCAUGGACAGACUCUACCUGACGCCACUUUUCCGUCGAGUCAAGUUGCUGAUCUGUAUUCGCCCCACGCCGGCCUGUUGACAGAUUCAACUCGUCUACCGCCAGCCGUCGGACCUACAUCAAGUUAUGGUCUUCCACCGUCGGUGACCUACCCUAGUUCCCUAUUGUCACCAACGUCCACCAGUAGUACUCACAUAAAUCAUCAAGUGCCUUCAGUGGCCCCAGCAUCUACAUCAACUUACCAACAAACCAACAGCCAUCAGCUAUCGCCAACUCCAAAUCCUUUGGCUACCAUGAUGGCUCCAAAUUCUGGGAAUUCGAACUCGACGCCCGAUCAAUUAACAUCGGCGGAUUUACCAAUCAGUCCAGUGUCACCGGUUCAGCAGCAACAGCAACAGCCGCAACAGCCGCAGCCACAGCAACAAGCGGGUCAAGAAAAUUCUUCACCGUCGUGGAAUCUUCCGAUUUCCAGCGGGGGAAGAGUUGGACUAUCGAGUUCACCGACGUGUCUCCAACAAUCUCACUCUCAUGCCGCGCAUCCUCAUCAACCUUUUGCAAGCCAUUACGGUGCUCAAGGCUUUCAACAACCACCCAGACCUACCCCUCAUCAGUCGUUUUAUAGUUGGUACUGAGAAAGAUACUGAGAAAGGUACUGAGAUUCCUUUCUGAUUAGAUUCUGUUACUUUAGCUUCGCGCGCGGUACACACCUGCUUCAGCAAUUGAGAUUUUUAUUCUUUUUAGAUUAGGACAGUAUUCUAAAGGGAAGACAUUCUUUUGUUGAGCAACAUGUUAAGCGAAGUGUGAUAUUCAACGAAAACAUCUCGAGGAUACGGAUUUUGA
This is a messenger RNA of Frieseomelitta varia, 1209 nucleotides long. Its product is annotated as segmentation protein paired-like. Gene Ontology annotation, molecular function: RNA polymerase II transcription regulatory region sequence-specific DNA binding; DNA-binding transcription factor activity, RNA polymerase II-specific. Gene Ontology annotation, biological process: regulation of transcription by RNA polymerase II. Lineage: Eukaryota; Metazoa; Arthropoda; Insecta; Hymenoptera; Apidae. The record is from RefSeq and is a predicted model, not a curated record. The transcript is spliced from 2 exons. The annotation marks the transcript as partial.